Molecule: messenger RNA, 846 nt
Organism: Candidozyma haemuli
Lineage: Eukaryota; Fungi; Ascomycota; Pichiomycetes; Serinales; Metschnikowiaceae
Gene: POP3
Product: Pop3p
Exons: 1
Coding region: 1-846 (281 amino acids)
Biological process (GO): nuclear-transcribed mRNA catabolic process, RNase MRP-dependent; rRNA processing; tRNA processing
Cellular component (GO): nucleolar ribonuclease P complex; cytosol; ribonuclease MRP complex
Molecular function (GO): ribonuclease MRP activity
Source: RefSeq, a predicted model, not a curated record
AUGUCCCAACAAGAAGCUGGCAAAGGAUCACUCAAAGACCUCGAUAAAAAGAGCAGAGAGGUAUUUAAACCUAUUCUAGAUAAUCCAUUCACACAGGGCCCCGAUUAUCCUGCUCUUCCUAAAGAAACUGCAAGAGCUAUACUAGACUACCUACUUCAGCUCUUGCCAAGUUAUGGAAACUACUUGAGUUUAAAGAACAAAAAGGGCGUCGAACCCCAUGCUUUAAAUAAUAAGAUCACAUUAGGAUUCAAUUCCACAGUCCAGGCAUUAGAAGCACAAGCUUCUACCAACAGACAGAAGGUAUUCAAGAAGCAGAAAGUGACCAGCAAAAAAUCAUCCAUAGAUGGCUACGUCAAGUAUGUUUUCGUUGCAAGAAACGAUAUAUCGACACCACUUCUUACCAGCAUGUUCCCUCUUCUAGCAUUUUCAGCAUCAAAGUCACCACAGAAUAGAGUAAAGCUCAUCGACCUACCGAGGGGAUCCAUGAACAAAUUGCUGGAAGUGCUUCAUACGCCCAAUGUUGGCAUCAUUGCAUUGCUGGAGGAAUGGAAAGAAGGAAAGGAGCUAUUUGCAAUGAUUGAGCGGGAAGUCAAGGAUGUGGAAGUUCCAUGGCUCCAGGGUCUUUUUGAUGGUCAGUUAGACUUGUUCGAGAAACCGGCAAUCAAGUUCCUAAAGACAAAGACUCCUCUAGGGAAGAGGCCAGGGAAGAAGGAAAGAAGACAGAAGACGAAGGAGAGCCUUGAGAGGAAAGCCAGGGAGAAGCUAGACCAGGACAAGGAUACGGUCAGCGGUAAACGCAAGGCAGAAGAUACACCCACCGUUGCAAAGAAGGCAAAGACGGAAUAG